Molecule: messenger RNA, 1014 nt
Organism: Miniopterus natalensis
Lineage: Eukaryota; Metazoa; Chordata; Mammalia; Chiroptera; Miniopteridae
Gene: OR10W1
Product: olfactory receptor family 10 subfamily W member 1
Biological process (GO): G protein-coupled receptor signaling pathway
Cellular component (GO): membrane
Molecular function (GO): olfactory receptor activity; G protein-coupled receptor activity
Source: RefSeq, a predicted model, not a curated record
AUGCCCGGGGGGAACGGCUCGGUGUGGGUGGAGUUCGUGUUCCUGGCCUACCCCUGCCGCCCCGAGCUGCGGGCCCUGUCCUUCCUGGGCGUGGGCCUGCUCUACGCGCUGACCGUCGGGGGGCAUGUCCUCGUGGUGGCGGCCAUCCAGGCCGACGCCCGCCUGCACACGCCCAUGUACUGUCUCCUGGGCAGCCUCUCGGGCGUGGAAGUGUGCUACACGGCGACCGUGGUGCCCCACAUGCUGGCCAACCUCCUGCAGCCACAGAAGACCAUCUCCCUCCCGAGCUGCGCCACCCAGAUGGCUUUCUUCAUCGGGCUGGGCAGCGCCGACUGCUUCCUCCUGGUCGUGAUGGCCUACGACCGGUACGUUGCCAUCUGCCACCCCUUGCGGUACCCUCUCAUCAUGACUUUAACUCUUUGUGUUCGCCUGGUCGUUGCUUCCACGCUCAUCGGCUUGGUCCUGUCUUCACAGCUGGUGGCCUUCAUCUUCUCUCUGCCCUUCUGCCAGGCUCGGGGCAUCGAGCACUUCUUCUGUGAUGUGCCACCCGUGAUGCGCCUCGUCUGCGCCAACAGCCACAGCCACGAGCGGUCGGUGCUGGCGGCGGCCACACUGGCCAUCGCCGUGCCUUUCUGCGUCAUCGCCACGUCCUACGGCUUCAUCGUGGCGGCCGUGGCCAAGCUGCGCUCGGCAGGUGGCCGCCGCCGGGCCUUCUCCACCUGCUGCUCCCACCUGGCCGUGGUCCUGCUGCAGUACGGCUGCUGCGCCCUCACCUACCUGCGCCCCGACUCCGGCUGCUCCCCCGGGCAGGGCCAGCUCAUCUCGCUGGUGUACACACUGGGAACCCCGCUGCUCAACCCGCUCAUCUACACCCUGAGGAACAGCGAGGUGAAGGGGGCCAUCGGAAGAGUUCUCCCCAGGAGCUGUCUCCGCCAGGGGAGGGCACGGCCCAUCGGGAAGGGUUUGGCCCCACCCCACGCGAAUCCCGGGGCACCUAAGAUUCCGCUCGGUUGA